CACCGCUGACAUCUGCAGUUUUUGUUUUACUGUUUCGACGUCGUCUUCUCCUGUUCCUCUUCUUCUUGGUAUAAACUUGCAACAUACCCUACGAUGUGCUGAGGCCUUACCGGUGCGGGAAGCAUCGUCAUUUAUACUGUUUUUUUUUUAUUACUGAAGGGAAAAGAAGAAGAAAAAUUCUCUCACCUCACCCAAACGGCGCUCGAGAUAGAUCAGCCGCGAAUCUCGCGCAACUAUCCCCCACCCCGAUGGCAGAUGCUGGAGCUUCUCCUGCAAUUCUCCAGCAACCACUAUCCGACAAUGGUUUGAACGAGUACCAGCCUGGGCUCCAGCCCACGCUCACUCAAGAUGAUCCAGAGGACCUUCCUGGCACGCGCCGCCUGUUCGACAGCGAGGGGCAUAUGCUCCUCGUGCCCGGCGGCGACGCAACCUCUCUCAAGAAGCACGGCGACAUCGUGCUCAUCCCGCAGCCUACCGACUCGCCCAACGACCCCUUGCAGUGGUCUCUUGCCCGCAAGAUCUGGCACACCGCCCUCGUGUGCUUCAUCACUGCACUGACCGCAGCGACGUCUAACGAUGCCGGGUCCGCAAGCGACGGCUUCAAUGAGGAGCUCGGCAUCGACUACUCGUACUUCAACACGGGUGCCGGUGUCUUGUUCAUUGGUAUUGGCUACUGGACGCUCCUGUCCUCUCCGGCAGUCCAUCUCUACGGACGCCGGCUGCUGUACCUCUUCGCCAUGGUCCUGGGCCUUGCAGGGAAUCUCUGGUUUGGUCUGGCCCAGACUGCCAGCGACACCAUCUGGAGCCAGCUUUUCGUUGGCGCCAGCGAGUCCGUCGCCGAGGCGCUUGUCCAGCUCAGUCUCAUGGACCUGUGGUUUGAGCAUCAAGCUGGUGCCGCCAUCGGCAUCUACGUGCUGGCCACCAGCAUCGGUACCUACAUGGGCUCGCUGAUUGCAAGCUACAUCGCGCAGAGCUACCUCGGCUACCGCUGGGUCGGCUACAUGGGCACCGUCUUCUCUGGCGGCACCUUGAUCCUGCUGUAUUUCGGCCUCGAGGAGACAGCAUUCGACCGCGCUCGGUACACCACAAUGCACGGCCUGGGCCUCUCAGACCGUGCUACUGCCAGCGCACUUCCCGACUCCAGUCUCGCCGAGAAGAAAGAGAUCACAACUACUGGCCAAGGCGCAGCCACGCCCACGGCCGUCGAUGUUGAGCGCAGCGGCGGCUUCGCCUCCCCCGAGAAGGCCAAGACGUACUGGCAGCGGAUCGCCAUCAUCACGCCUGCAGGAAACCUGCGUGGUUAUGGCUUCAAGCAAUACGCCCGCCGCCUCCUGCACACCCUCAAGGUGUUCACCUUCCCAGCCGUCUGGUACGCCGGCAUCCAGUGGGGUGCGCAGAACGCCUGGCUCACCUUCUACCUCACCGUGGAGCAGGACAACUGGUAUGGCCCGCCUUGGAACUACACCGACGGCGAGGUGGGCAACAUGAACAUCCCUACGGUCAUCGGCUCUGUCAUCGGCUGUUUCCUUGCCGGCUGGGGCAGCGACUGGUUCACGCUGUGGAUCACGCGCCGCAAGGGCGGCAUCAUGGAGGCCGAGAGCAGGCUGUGGCUGAUGAUCCUGCCUACCAUCUUCUUCCCGACCGGCAUGUUCCUGUUCGGUAUCGGAUCCGGCGAGGGCUGGGCCUGGCCCGCGCCCUAUGUCGGCCUUGGCUUCAUCGGAUUUGGCUACGGCUGCGCCGGCGAUCUGUCCAUGGCAUACCUCGUCGACGCCUACCCUGAGAUGGUCCUCGAGGGCAUGGUGGGCGUCGCCGUCAUCAACAACACCAUCGGCAUGAUCUUCAGCUUUGUCACGAGCCCGUGGAUGGAUGCCGACGGUGUUCUGUACACGUUUGUGGCUGCUGGCGUGCUGGCCUUCGCCGCGCUGUCUCUGAGUCUUCCCAUGGCAUGGUGGGGCAAGACGGCGAGGCGUUGGACGAGGGAGAACUACAGGCAGUUUGUCGCGGACCGGGACGGUAUGGAGUUGUAGUAGUAAUGGUGAAGAUUGAGAAGGAAGAGACAGGCUUGUGUGGCAGGCAGUGAAGUGAGGUGGGCUUUGGCGUGAUGGUGUAUUAAGUUGCACACUCUUAAAGACCUAAAGAUGAAGUUUGGCAUAUAAUACCCAGAGGAAAAGCGAGUAGUACCAUCGAAGGAUACAAUUCUUUGUCUUCCUUUUUUUUUUUCCUCUUCAUGUUCCCAUCAAGUUUACCUUCAUUUCUCCUACAUACUUACAAAAUGAGUUCACGAGCAGACUACGCUAUGUAAUCUUUUCAAGCCAAAAUUGAGUUCUUGGGCGAGCCAGGCAAAUUUGUCCUGCUGCGCGUUUCUACUUUGAG
Cryphonectria parasitica EP155 is the source of this 2373-nucleotide messenger RNA. RefSeq names its product MFS general substrate transporter. The coding region runs from base 249 to 2027 and encodes 592 amino acids. The record is from RefSeq and is a predicted model, not a curated record. Gene Ontology annotation, biological process: transmembrane transport. Gene Ontology annotation, molecular function: transmembrane transporter activity. NCBI's taxonomy places the organism in Eukaryota, Fungi, Ascomycota, Sordariomycetes, Diaporthales, Cryphonectriaceae. The transcript has a single exon.